Amoebophrya sp. A120 is the source of this 1598-nucleotide messenger RNA. Lineage: Eukaryota; Dinophyceae; Syndiniales; Amoebophryaceae. The record is from the annotation of a GenBank genome assembly.
GCUUCAGGUUCGAAUUGGAUCAAGGCGAAGUGGAAUCAAGCCCGGUAUUAGGCGGCGCAAACAUACUGCACACGCCAGGGAGCAGGGCGGAGCCAGCACUGGGGGCAGGUAACUACGCGAUGUCCUCGCUAAUCGCUCGCGCCAACUCUCGUGUUCUUCAGCCGCAGGAGAAGCUGCGAAAUUUGAGAGACGCCGUCGCGAACCUGGCAAGAGAGUUCGCAGCCAUCUGGGGCCGAUACGUCCCUGCGUAUGAACUGGUCAAGCAGGGGCUUCUCAGCGACGACGCUUUGCAGAAUUCAGGUAAGGCAGCACGUUUCCCCCGACAAACGUUCGGGAUGAAGCUAGACCAGGCAUUUCCGUCACAGUGGCUGGAUGACCACAAGAAGUUCAUGUCGAGAAGAAGCACGUCGUCCAUGUCCUCCUCCAAACCGGGGGGGUUGGAGCCGGAAUAUCACAGAGAUGACAACAUGUACACUCACAGCACGACCUUGAUUGGUUCGAGAUUAUUCGGCCUGCAGUUGUGCAUGAUGUGCUGGCAUCACUAAGUAGUUCGCUGUGUUGAUGAUGCUGAGUUAGCUUCAGCAGGACAGGCACUUUUUCGUUUAUGCAAGAUGCAGCCUGUGCCUGAGACUACGAUGCGGACCAGGUGGAAUCAGAGAAGCGGGGAAAGAAUUUCUAAUACGAGGCCUUGAAAGAAACUGGUAUACAAGAAUGAUAAUGGCGAAUUAUCAUUUUUACUUCGAAUAUUGUAUAGGUGCUGUUACUGGUGCUGUGCUUUUCUGUGUGAUAUUAUCGAGGAAUACUCUUGUUCGCUAUUCGACAUAAGAAAGUAUCCUCCAUGCCUCCUCUCGAAACUGGUGGAGUCGGAGCACCCGGCUUCCAUGGACGCGUGGUCGGAGAAUACUAAUAGGUUCUGGAAGUUCUCUGUUGGGGUUCGCGGCGUUGGCCUUGUGCUCCCUCAAGAAACGGACGUGGAAAAGACGGCUCAUACCAUGUUGAAGAACGCCUCUACUCUAGAACGCGGAAGUAGUAAUUCCAAUUUCUUUCGAUGGAAAUAUUUUCCCCAUAGCUGCAUGCAUCAGCGUCACAGGAAACUUCCCUUUUUUCAGAAUACAACCAUUACCAAAGUAUAUAGUGUUUAAAAAAGUCCCACCAAGAGCCGGACAACUUGUCGUGUUGUAACGGUUGCUUUGCGCCACGACUAGACUCUGGAUCCCCGGGAAGACUCGUUGAUACAGUCCUUCCAUGCAAGACAAAAAGUUGACAGGUUUGGCUGUGGGCUUCCAGUAGGUGGUAGCGUGUGGGGUUGCGAUCGGACUAGCAAGAGAAAAAGUUUGCGUUUUAUGGAAACUUUGCAUCAGAAGCAUUUCCAACUUUCGGGAGCGGGGCACUUUUUCAACAUGAUGGGCCAGGCUCACUACUCCCAGGCGCAAAAGCGGUAUCAGAAGACCCUUACCGACGAAGUUGCCGACUUCGUGUUGUCGCGGGUAGUGAAUGACACACUGGAAUUGCUGAGGCAACGCGUGCGGGAACACGAACGCAGGAACGAGUCGACCGCAACCACCGCGUGCGCGUCUCAUCUCCUUGAAGGUAACGCC